Molecule: messenger RNA, 2182 nt
Organism: Syzygium oleosum
Lineage: Eukaryota; Viridiplantae; Streptophyta; Magnoliopsida; Myrtales; Myrtaceae
Product: laccase-12-like
Exons: 7
Coding region: 178-1893 (571 amino acids)
Biological process (GO): lignin catabolic process
Cellular component (GO): apoplast
Molecular function (GO): copper ion binding; hydroquinone:oxygen oxidoreductase activity
Source: RefSeq, a predicted model, not a curated record
UCCCCCUUCCAUGGGACUUUAUAAUAGAGCUGCUACUGUCCUUCCUUUCUCAAAUCCAAGCAGAUUUAUAGCCAACUCUCUCAAGUCCUCGCUCAAACACUCUCGAAUCCUCACCCACAUUGUCAUUUGAAGAGGAAGAGCUAAUUAGCCGCAGCAACAUCUUCUUCUGCAAAAAAUAUGGAGGCUCUCAACAAAAUCUCUUUCCUUUUGGGAGUUCUCCUGCUCUUCUCUAUGGCAGUGGCACUGGCAAAUGCAAAGACUUGCUACCAUGACUUUGUCGUUCAAACAACCAAAGUGAACAGGCUGUGCAACACCCACAACACCAUCACGGUGAACGGGCAAUUCCCGGGCCCGACUUUGGAAGUUAACAAUGGCGACACCCUCGUCAUCAAUGUCGCUAACAGAGCUCACGAAAACGUCACCAUCCACUGGCAUGGGAUCCGGCAGUUGAGGACUGGUUGGGCCGACGGGCCGGAAUUCGUGACUCAAUGCCCGAUUAGGCCCGGCGGAAGUUACACGUACCGUUUCACCAUCCAAGGGCAAGAAGGAACCCUGUGGUGGCAUGCACAUAGCUCAUGGCUAAGAGCGACUGUGUACGGUGCUCUAGUCAUUCAUCCAAAGGAAGGCGCCUCGUAUCCGUUUCCAAAACCAAAGCGUGAAACUCCCAUCCUUCUUGGGGAGUGGUGGGAUGCGAACCCCCUUGACGUCGUGAGAGAAUCAACCAGAACCGGCGGGGCUCCGAACAUUUCCGAUGCUUACACCAUCAACGGUCAACCUGGAGAUCUCUACAACUGCUCGAGCAAAGACACCGUCAUAGUUCCCAUCGACUUGGGAGAGACCCACCUCCUCCGAGUCAUCAACGCUGCGCUCAAUCAGGAACUAUUUUUCUCCGUAGCGAACCACACAUUCACCGUGGUUGGUGCUGAUGCCUCCUACCUCAAACCCUUCACCACCUCGGUGAUAAUGCUAGGGCCGGGCCAAACCACUGAUGUUUUGAUCUCGGGGAACCAGCCACCGGCUCGGUACUACAUGGCGGCCCGAGCCUACCAGAGCGGUCAGGGAGCGCCUUUCGACAACACCACUACCACAGCCAUACUAGAGUACAAGUCCGCCCCGUGCCCUGCCAAGGGCAUAUUGAGCAAUCCGGUCAUGCCAGCCCUACCGGCUUUCAAUGACACGGCCACCGUCACGGCCUUCACUCAAAGCCUCAGGAGCCCCAACAAGGUGGAGGUUCCCAGCGACAUCGACGAGAACCUCUUUUUCACGGUCGGCCUAGGACUCUUUAACUGCCCGAGCAAUUUCCCAAGCAGUAGGUGCCAGGGGCCGAAUGGGACCCGUUUCGCGUCCAGCAUGAACAACGUGUCCUUCGUGCUCCCGUCUAAUUUCUCGAUCCUGCAGGCCCAUAGGCAGGGCGUGCCUGGAGUUUUCACCACUGAUUUUCCGGGUAACCCGCCGGUCCAGUUCGAUUACACCGGGAAUGUGAGCCGCUCGCUGUGGCAGCCCAUUCUGGGCACUAAGGUGUACAAGUUGAAGUACGGGUCUAGAGUGCAGCUUGUCUUGCAAGGAACCAACAUACAGACGGCCGAGAACCACCCGAUCCACAUUCACGGGUACGAUUUCUACAUCCUCGCCACAGGGUUUGGAAACUUCAACCCCCAGAAGGAUACGGCGAAGCUCAACCUCGUCGACCCACCAAUGAGGAACACAGUCGGCGUCCCCGUGAACGGGUGGGCCGUCAUUCGCUUCCUCGCCGACAAUCCAGGUGCUUGGUUGAUGCACUGUCACUUGGAUGUUCACAUCACCUGGGGAUUGGCCAUGGUUUUCCUUGUCGAGGAUGGAGUUGGUGAAUUGCAGUCUGUAGAGCCGCCUCCUGCAGAUUUACCUCCAUGUUAAGAGAUCUGCGGCUGACGAUAGUCCUCAACGAAGAAUUCGUAAAGUCCGUAACACGGGCCUUUUCUAAUUUUUUGUUUUUGCUUUUCGUUUUCGUUUCUCGGAGUUCGAGUACAGUGAUUGUUUCCCCUCAAUUCAGGGAGCCACUAGUCGUUUGUUUUUCUCGCCGUUUUCUUUUCUUAUAAAUAAAAUGGUCCUGCAUACGCAAUGUCUGGUACCAUCAGAUACUGUUUCAACUUUAAACUCAUACGUAUUUCUUCAAUAUAGAUGUUCCUUUCUCUUUUUUCGUCGA